AUGCCGAACUACUCUAGCUCUUCGGUCAAUCCGGUCGAUUGGGCGACGGGUGUUGAUGGCUAUAAUCUACUGAAAAAACGUAAUCUUUUAGAAAAUUUACAAGCCUUACCUGAUAAAGUUUCUUCUACACCGGCACCACCACCAUUUCAAGAUUUUCUUACAGUUACUAAUACAAAAAAACGAACACAUACAAGUUUAAGUGUAAGAAGUAAUACUGGUGAUAGUAGUGUUUAUCUUCCUCAUCAAACACCAUCACCAUUACUUGAUCAUACAAAUUAUAAAUAUGCUAAAAUUCGUGCAAGACCAAUUUAUAAUUUUAAAUAUAAUGAAGCAAGUAUUUGGACACAAUCAUCAUUGAAUUCAACAAAAUCUUCAUUAAAUAAUUUACAAUUUGAUAUAAAUAUUGUUAAUAAAUUUUUUGCUAAAGAAAUAAAACAAAUCAAUAAUAAUAAUGAACAACGUUUGAAAAGUUCAUCGAAGACAAUGCCCAUAACACGACCAUUUCAAAUACUUGAUAAAUCAUCACAAUUGACUUAUGAUGUAACUAUGCGACAUUUACUUCAAUUAUUAGCAAAAACUAAUGGUAAAAAUGCAACUAUCGAUGAUGUUCUUCAUGGCAUUGAUACAGGAAAUAUCGAUAGUGAAUGGUAA
This is a messenger RNA of Rotaria sp. Silwood2, 651 nucleotides long. Lineage: Eukaryota; Metazoa; Rotifera; Eurotatoria; Philodinida; Philodinidae. The record is from the annotation of a GenBank genome assembly.